UUUUUUUUCUCCUUCUUCCUUUACCCCCUCCCCCACCCACCCCUCCCUCCCUCUUUCCCUUCCCUCCCUCCCUCCCCUCUUCUCCUCCUCUUACACAGCACCCAAAUCCUCACCCCCCCACCCCCACCCUAUCGGGCCGGGACCCAUGAAAUUAAAGGCAGGAAUCUGAUCUCCGGAGCCUCUCUCCCUCCCUCCCUUCCCCUUCCCUCCCUCUUCCCUUCCAACUCAGGCUUGGAGCUGCAGUCAGGGAAACCGAGAUCCUUCGUGGGAUUUCCAUUGAAUUUUUCCUUGCUUGGACACUUCAUUCUAUACUAGUUUGGAAGUUUUGUUGGAGGAAAUCCUAUUUCAGGAGCUAGACUGCUGUGGUACCUCAACUCCCCUGGAAGCACUGAGAGUGCUCUUCCUCAGGCUUCCUCCCUCUGGACUUCUGAGCAGUUGUGAUGGAGAACUCCUCAGCAGCUUCAGCCUCCUCAGAGGCGGGGAGCAGCCGUUCUCAGGAGAUCGAGGAGCUGGAGCGCUUUAUUGACAGCUACGUGCUUGAGUACCAGGUGCAGGGGCUUCUGACCGACAAGACGGAGGGUGAUGGGGAGAGUGAGAAGACACAGUCCAAUAUCUCCCAGUGGCCUGUGGAUUGCAAUGACCAAUUGGAUGGCAGUUGUUCAUCCUCCCAAGGGAGAGUCCCCUCUCAACAGAAUGGCAACAAAGACAACUCUAUGGACAUGUUGGGUACUGAUAUCUGGGCUGCCAAUACCUUUGAUUCUUUCCGAUGUGGAAAAGGAAAGUUGGAAGAUGGGGAAGGAAUUAACUUAAACGACAUAGAGAAGGUCCUCCCUGCCUGGCAGGGUUAUCAUCCAAUGCCCCAUGAAGCAGAGAUUGCACACACUAAGAAAUUAUUCCGACGGAGAAGAAACGACCGGAGGAGACAGCAAAGGCCCCCAGGUGGGAACAAGUCCCAGCAGCACAGUGACCACCAGCCAGGCAGUGCCAAACACAACAGGGACCACCAGAAGUCCUACCAGGGGGGCCAGGCACCCCACCCCUCAGGGCGGCCCAAUCACCAUGGCUACAGCCAGAACCGACGAUGGCACCACAACAACUCGAAGCAUCCCCCCGGCGACAAGGAGGCUGCCCCCCACCGCAACAACGCCAAAGAAUCGGAGAGCCUGAAGAUCGAGGAUGCUCCCGUGUGCACCGUGCACAUCCCCCUGGACAUGCACCGGAACCCCGACGCCCCACCGACAGAGAGGUCGCCCCCCCGGCCUCCGGGGGGCCUGGAGGCGGAGGCCAAGCGCAAAGACAGUAUUAUUAAUGAUCGGAUUGGGGAACGGCCCAAAAUUAAUCUGCUCCAGUCUUCUAAAGACAGGCUGAGGCGAAGACUAAAGGAAAAGGUACCGGAAGAAGUAACGGUGGUGCCCCCUAAUCCCCAGAGGAACAAGAUGGACAAGCUGAUAGAGAUUCUGAACAGCAUGCGGAACAACAGCAGCGACGUGGACGCCCAGCUCACCACCUUCAUGGAGGAGGCCCAGAACUCCACCAACUCCGAGGAGAUGCUGGGGGAGAUCGUCCGAACCAUCUACCAGAAGGCCGUGACGGACCGCAGCUUUGCCUUCACGGCCGCGAAACUCUGCGACAAAAUGGCCCUCUUCAUGGUGGAAGGGACCAAAUUCCGGAGCCUUCUCCUCAACGUGCUGCAGAAAGACUUUACCAUGCGGGAGGAGCUGCAACGCCAAGACGUGGAGCGCUGGUUGGGAUUCAUCACCUUCCUCUGUGAGGUGUUCGGCACCAUGCGCAGCAGCACUGGGGAACCAUUCCGUGUCCUUGUCUGUCCCAUCUACACCUGCCUCAGGGAGUUGUUGCAAUCUCAGGAUGUGAAGGAAGAUGCAGUCCUUUGCUGUUCAAUGGAGCUGCAGAGCACAGGUCGACUUCUGGAAGAGCAGCUGCCCGAAAUGAUGACAGAGCUCUUGGCCAGCGCCCGGGACAAGAUGCUGUGCCCCUCGGAGUCGAUGCUGACACGGUCGCUGCUUCUCGAGGUCAUCGAGCUGCACGCCAACAACUGGAACCCCCUGACGCCAACCAUCACCCAGUACUACAACAAAACCAUCCAGAAGCUGACAGCCUGAGGAGGCAGGGUGGGGUGGGCUGGGAGGGCAGGCAGGCCGGGGGGGCCCUAAGGAGGGCAGGGAGCAGGAUGGAGCAGGACAGGGCAGGACCAGGAGGAAGGGGAUGGCCCGAGCAGGAGAAAGACCACGCACCUUAAAUGAAAGCAGAAAAGCAGGGCAAAUAGGCCUGAUGGCAAAUCCGGAGAGGGAAGGGAGAAGAACCCUUGGGAUCCAGUACCUAAUGGGAGCCACCACCCCCUGCUCCAUGCAUGCGGCAAUACACAUCCAUAAAGGAUGCAUGUCUCUUUUUAGCAGGGGCCCCCUGCCAUCUCCUUACCUAUUUUCUAAAUUCCUUGUCCCCCAGCUUCCCUACCCCUUCCCACUCCGUGCACACUCAUCCCCUGCAGGGUCUCUCUUGGAGGGGGUUCAUUCUUAUGACUCCAUCGCGACCGUGACAGACGCUCACUCACCCUGGGACACCAUUUGGGUCAAAAAAGACCACAAAGGGUGGAAAGCAGGCGUCCGAGUCUGAUCUGGUAUUGUCUCCCACCCCACCCCACCCCCAUUCCCCAUUAUGUCAGUUUGCAGUAGCCAACUGGCGGAGGCGACACAUGGCAGAUGUCUCGGGAGGACAAAAGAACACAAGGUCCACACCAGACGCUUGUAAUUGGCGACUUUUGUCCAGCAGGGCUUAGUUUGGGUAGGGCUUGGGGGUCUCCCCAGCCCCUCACCCUCCACCGGACUGACUUUAGUUGUCUUCCCUUUAAUUCCUGAAAAACAGAAGAAGAGAUGUUUGCAGUUGUAUUUGCACUCUUGGGAGGCUGUUUUUAUAAAAACAAAGACAGUGGCUUUGUAGUCUCUUUUCUCUGUGAGGAGAAUCUCCAGGGUACACUCUGUGAGCACCCCCUGGGGUCAGCAGGGAAGAGCAGGUCUGCAGACCUCAUCGCUAUAGUAGUCAUUUAAGAUACUCAGAUACUUCUGGUCCAGCAGGGGCUUCCCCCAAGAACCCUGUGCUGUGCCAUGUCCUUUGGGCACUGAUCUGUGAUUAUCCCUCCUUUCUAAGUUCUGUACCAGAGUCCUUAGUACUUAGUCCAUAGGACUGCUCAGCUAAUUUGGCCCUAGCUUCAAAGAACUUUGGAAAAUACAAGAAAAAGAGGCUGGUAACUGGGGAUGGGGAGCAUCAUGGCUCUAAGGAAGCAUCUCCACUGCUAUAUAUGACAGUCUGUUCUCAGGACCUCAGGUUACAAGAAGAAUGACAUUUCCUGAGGUGUAGGUCUGACUAGCCCCUCUCAAUGAUUGGGCCUAUACCAUGAUACCCCAUUUCCUUUCCAUGGAAGGAAAAGCCAGGCCAGGGGUUUGUCUGUGGCCAGAGGAGGAGGGUAUCUUAAGACCAAGCAAGUGCCCACUGGAGCACAGUAUUAUAAGGAAGAGGAUGAAAGUGGGCAUUUCAGGAUGGAGAUAUUCCAGAGCCAGUGUCGCAACCAGUAUUAGUGAACAGCUUUCUAGGUUUCUGAGGCUCAGCUGGGAUCGCCUGUAUUCACAGCCCAUUUUUCUCCUAAAAACCCUGUCCUACCCCCCCAUACUUCUAUCUGGCUUCAUCAAGUUCAGUAUGUAUUGUUUUGAGUAAUAGUAAAAUGGACCAGAUAGAAAAAUCUUAUAGAUGGACUUGGAUCUGUUUCUUGGAAGCCAGGAGCCUGUCUAGGACAAUUCUAAUUAAACAUUUUCAAUGGGCUGUUCGACAACUCACUUUCUGGGGACAAGAGACCUGUAUAAGGACCAGGAAAUGAUACCAGAUUUCAGCAGCUUAUUUGCUCCUUUAUUAAGGCUUGUCAUUCACUAAAUCAUCUCUCCAGCUGCUCAGGUCACCAGCCUGGUAGACUUGAGAAAGGAGGUUUUCCCUUUUUUGUUGUUAUUUGGAGCUAAGGAGAGGAUUAGUAAAGAAAAGUUUCCUCCUGCCUCAUUCUGACCAAAUCUCAGAAUCACUUUCCCAGAGAAUUCACACUCACCUGAGUCAGGGGACAAACAUUCCCCCAGGCCCACUCCCUGGCAGAUAAUUUUGCAUGCCCAUUUCCCCAAAACAAGCCUACCCACUCAUAUGUGAAGAGAGAAGAAUAGAGGUCUUCUCUCACCCCAGAGCUCUCUGACUGUACCAGGAACUAAUGAGGCAACUGUCCUCCCUUCCAUAUGCACCUUUCUAUUUCUUUUUUCUCUUUGUUUUUUUCUCUUCUUGUUUUUUCACCCAUCUCCCAUUCUUUUCUCUUUCUCUCUCCCCAAGUCUUUAAAUUUGCCACUGCUCCCUGGGGACUUGCUCAGCCCUAACCGGAGGCUGUGUUGUAGAGAGAUUACUGUUGACUUUGGUUGUUCAGUGACAGAAUACUUGGAGAAGGCCAGAAGACAGACAGUUUCCUAAUGGAGUCAGCCAGGAGAGAACAAUAAGGGGCAGAAAGCAUUGAUCCACCCAAAAAGAGUAAUCAAAAGAGAUCUUCUAAAGCUACAAAUAAUGUGUAAAGAGAGUGGAUCUGGUCCUAAAGCUCUGGUGAAAACCAGGGUAAAUAGCUAGGUAUGAACCAUCCAAGAGCUGUAAGUUCAGAGAGGAAGAAUGGGGAGGGGAGAAACCCAGAGAAGAAGGACAUUGUAAAAGCAAGACGAGAAGUAUAGGGGGACUUUCUCAGAAGACCUUUUUGUGGACAAGGUUCUCUGCAGGAGCUAGGGGGGUAUAUCCCCAUGGGCUCUUGGAAGGGUCCCCACUAGGACUGGGAGGUUUACUUCCUCCAGUUCUCCCACACUAACCCUGUGAGUGAAGCUCCUUACCUCUCGUGGUGAUAAUGUGGAAGAAGUAAAAUAUUAUACAUAUAUAUAAAUAUAUAUACAUAUAAAUAUAUUUUUAAUUACAUAUUAUGUCAUGGUAGCUUCCGGCAUACGGUUUACACAGGUCAAUCUGUUGCUUUAAAGCGCUUCCUGGCCACUCUGAAUAACCAUUUAAGCCGUUUUCUCUAUCUAGUUGCUGCUACUCUUACAGACUUGUGAAAAGUGCUUCAGAGAUUUAAAAUAAUAAGCCUAAACUCUGGGGAGCCAUCCUAAGGGAGAAUCAUCUGAUGAAAACAUGGGCAGGUCUAAGCUGCCCAGCCUCAGAGAGCCCCCAAAUCUCUAGUUUUGGGGCCAUUUCUGGCUUUCUACUGGUGAACUCUGGUAGGCCCAGUUUGACCUCUGAAUGUAUUCAAGGGAAACCCCAAGCAGAGGGAAACUGAAUCUUUUAUUUCUAAGGCUUCAAAUCCAUGCCCAGUUGACCACAACUUUCUGAGAACAGCUAUGAAACUAAGCCACGCCAGCCAGUGGUCAUUCUAUUUAAGCACUUUUCCCUAGUGGGCCAGCCAAUGCAAGGGUCAGCUUUUAUACAGUUUCCCUUCAAGAGAUAUGGCAUUGCCUUCUAGCUGUAGUACCAGACAUCAGGCUGAAGAGUUUCAGUCCAUUUCUUUGGACUACAGCCCACACUGACUUCUAACCUUUAUUAGACGAGACCCGAGAGAACCCCUGAGACACUGGAAACCCACCUUCUUCUGGAGUUACUCUCCAGUUAAUACAGUCUGCCGACUUUUGUCUUGCUGUCAGCUGCUUUGUAAACUUCAAGUUUUUGCAUUGUCCUGUCUAUCUGUGUAAAUGUAAUUGUUGGCCAAGGUGGUAUUUAUUUCUUAUUUUUAUUCUAUUUUAUUUUUCUAAGGGGUGGGAGGGACUAGAAAUAUGUCCUCACUGUUCACGCCAUGGAAAAUCUCCAGAUACCAAGGCCAUCAGCCAGGGCCUGGAUCAUGACACAGGGUGGGGAAAGUAUCCCCAAGGCUAUGGUCAGAAGCUGUUAUCUGGCAGCAGGAACUAGUCGGCUCUUCUCUUAUGAACUGUCUCUGCUGGAAGCCAGAACAGUGGGGACUGAAAAUCACCUACCCGAUUUAAGAUGCCCCGUGUUGGGGAAACUGAGAAUGGAAAUGCAAAAGAGGACAAAAGACAGACAAAUUCCCCUCUGCUUGUAAGCAUUUGCACAGGGAGUCCUGAGCUCCCAUACCUGCCAGAAGUAUGUCCAUGAUCCCCUAAGGACUUAUCUCUGGGGGUUCAAAGGAUCCCUGUUAAAGCUUCUUCAUGAAUUUUAGACACACGAUGGAUGACCUCUUCCUCAAUAUGUACCACUUUUCAGCUGGACCCCAGGUACCAGUGGGUUUAAUUAAUAAUAAUAAAUCAAAACCCCACAAAAAAAAAAAAAAA
Antechinus flavipes (yellow-footed antechinus) is the source of this 6350-nucleotide messenger RNA. It is a transcript of the gene CTIF, whose product is annotated as cap binding complex dependent translation initiation factor. The coding region runs from base 441 to 2120 and encodes 559 amino acids. Lineage: Eukaryota; Metazoa; Chordata; Mammalia; Dasyuromorphia; Dasyuridae. Gene Ontology annotation, cellular component: cytosol. The transcript is spliced from 12 exons. Gene Ontology annotation, biological process: regulation of translational initiation. The record is from RefSeq and is a predicted model, not a curated record. Gene Ontology annotation, molecular function: protein binding; RNA binding; translation activator activity.